Molecule: messenger RNA, 1482 nt
Organism: Mandrillus leucophaeus (drill)
Lineage: Eukaryota; Metazoa; Chordata; Mammalia; Primates; Cercopithecidae
Gene: RNF39
Product: ring finger protein 39
Source: RefSeq, a predicted model, not a curated record
ACAGGCCAAGGGGAAGGUAAAAUUGGGGCUCUUCGGGGGUUCACAGAAGGCUACCCUCCCCACACAGGGUUAUCCCGCUCCAGACCGCCCUCUAGUGACCACCUCCUAGGCUCGGGGACCCAGGUGUGCUAUUCUCCCCUCCCUGCUCCCCCAAACCUUACCCGGGAAGCGGGAGAACCAGAUGAGGCAUUACGCAAGGCCUGGUGUUUACCUCCCGUGGGAGCCUCCUCCCUCCCUAUAAAGCCUGAUGUCGUGGAGAGAUUUGCCGAGACUAAGACUCUGGUUGAAGACAGAGGCAAUCCCAGGAGAGGGGCGGAAAGCGGCAAAAGUUAAUGCGGGAGUCGGAGAGAAGGGCAUCUACACAGCAAGCAGGGAGGAGGCUGGACGGAUGCCUGAGCCUUGUGAGAGGGGCUGGAGAGAAGAUAGUGGGGAGGCAGAGAAGGGGUACAGGAUAGAACGCGCAGAGCCCUGGAGUCGCCGCGAAGGGCACGGGAACUGCACAAGUUUUGGCAGGGCAGCCGCAGGCGCCCGGGAGGAGAAGAGCUGGCGGAGGGGAGGGAGAGGCCGGCGAAAGCCCCAGGCAGGAGCGGCCAUGGGUGGAGGCGAGGUGCGGGAGAACGGCCGCCGGGGCCUCUGGCUCCUCUCCACAUCCCAGUCUUACCACCCGUCUACCCCCGCGCCUCUCCUGGGCCCGGGCUCCUUGGCCACCAACCAACCCAUUACCUUGCCCGACCCCCGGGCAUAUGAAGUCCCAACACCUAAGUCAUCUAAAUCAGAGGAUGAUCUCCCUGAAGAUUAUCCAGUGGUCAAAAACAUGCUUCAUAGACUGACAGCAUUCCUGCUUUCUGGCUCUCAGAAUCUUCUCUUCCCUACAGCUGCUACAGUACUUCCUGACUUCUCCCAUUCAAACCACUCUGCCUGCAAUGGGGAACAAGCCCUCCCCAUCAGUAAUGGUAAAGUGACCAUGUUUCCUACAUAGAGGCUCUGCUGGUCAAAUACUUGACUCCCACUCUUGCCUCUCCUAGCUCCAAAGAAGGGCUCAGAGCCUUCCCCACAGAUCUAAGGACUGGGCUACCCUGCCUGUCCAGUGAGGUUCCUCCUAAAACAAGAGGCUUGACUCUGGUCUGCGCCCUGUGGCCCUCUGGGAAGCUUCGUACCCCUUUUGGGGGAUCUCGGGGUGGGGAGGGACAAGCUAGUUCCCCAACCUCCUAUGACUGCUUUCUAUGCUCACAGCCUUUUUUCCAUAAGAACCUUCUUGAAACUUCUCCCUGCACAUACUCACAGAAAGGAGCCAAUGGUGCUACUUCCCCUCUCUCCUCCUCAACCUGGGAAUACUUCAGACAUCUCCAAACUCAUCCUUGUGUAUAGUCUCACACCCUUCCCCAUAUGUAUAAAUGGGCCCAUAUUUAACACAUUUUGUGAUUUUGGGUUAUUUAUUUUGUGCAUCUGUGGCAAUAAAUGAGAUCUCAGCGGUGGUACGGA